CCGGCGGUGUUGGCGGCGGCAGGAGUCUCCGAAGUCCCCGCCGGGCAGGCGCGCGCCAGUGGACGCGAGUGCGCGGCCGGGCAGCCGAGCGGGGCGGGGUGAGGCGGGGGUUUGGGACCCCCAGGCCGCGCUGUCAGCGGGGCUAGCGACACCGAGAUUCCUCAUUGCCGGCUUAGCCUGGCUGGCCGGGCGAGGAGCGCGCCGCUGGAGCGCCCCGGUGCGUGGGCACAGGUGACUCCGGCGCCCUGCGGCAUGUCUCCCACCGCCGAGGCCCCGCUGGCCGGCCAGGCAGCUGUCGGAGGCAGCGCGCGGGGCGGCGCGUCGGCGACCGGCGCAGGGGCACAGUAGUAGCGGGGCGUACCCCCGGACCCAAGACCCAACUCCAGGCCGGCCGGUGUAAGUUGCACCGCAGGCAGAGAGCCGGCUGCGGGGCACCGGCGGGCCAUGCCGGCGAUCAAGAAGGAGCUUACGGGCCGCGAGGACCUGGCCCUCGCCCUGGCCGCCUUCCACCCGGCCCUGGCCGCCCUGCCCCUGCCGCCACUGCCCGGCUACCUGGCGCCGCUGCCUGCCGCGGCCGCCCUGCCCCCAGCCGCCUCGCUGCCCGCCCCGGCCGCGGGCUACGAGGCGCUGCUGGUCCCGCCGCUUCAGCCCCCUCGCGCCUUUCCCCCGCUGCCCCGAGACCCGCUGGCUCUAGAGCGCUUCUCGGCCUCUGCAGCCGCAGCGCCAGACUUCCAGCCGCUGCUGGACAACGGCGAGCCCUGCAUCGAAGUGGAGUGUGGCGCCAACCGCGCGCUGCUCUACGUGCGCAAACUCUGCCAGGGCAGCAAAGGCCCAUCCAUCCGCCACCGAGGCGAGUGGCUCACGCCCAACGAGUUCCAGUUCGUCAGCGGCCGCGAGACGGCCAAGGACUGGAAGCGCAGCAUCCGCCACAAAGGAAAAAGUCUGAAGACGCUUAUGUCCAAGGGGAUCCUGCAGGUGCACCCUCCGAUUUGCGACUGUCCGGGCUGUCGAAUAUCCUCGCCAGUGAACCGGGGGCGGCUGGCAGACAAGAGGACAGUCACCCUGCCCCAGACACGUGCCCUGAAGAAGGAGCGGACUCACAGCUUCUCUGCCAGUGAUGGUGACAGUGACGGGGGUGGCACAGCUUGUGGGCGGCGGCCAUGCUUGAAGGAGGAGGAUGCCCCACACAUCCGUAUCAUGAAGAGAAGAGUCCACACCCACUGGGACGUGAACAUCUCUUUCCGAGAGACAUCUUGCAGCCAGGACAGCAGCCUGCCUACUCUCAUAUCCAGUGUACAUCGAAACCACCACCUCGUUAUGCCCGAGCAUCAGAGUCGCUGUGAAUUCCAGAGAGGCAGCGUGGAGAUUGGCCUGGGACCCACAGGUGACUUGUUAGGCAAGAGGCUGGGCUGCUCCUCCCACAUCAGCAGUGACUGCUCUUCAGAAAAGCGGGCCCGAAGCAAGUCCCCGCAAGAGACCCUGCUACUGCCAGAACUGGGGCCCAGCAUGGCCCCUGAGGACCACUACCGGCGGCUCGUGUCAGCCCUCAGUGAGGCCAGCACCUUUGAGGACCCUCAGCGUCUCUACCCACUGGGCCUCCCAAGUCAUGAUCUCCUGAGGGUCCGGCAGGAGGUGGCAGCUGCAGCAUUGAGGAGCCCCAGUGGUCUGGAUGUCCACCUGCCCUCAUCUGCCGCAGGUCAGCGCCGGAAGCAGGGUCUGGCACAACACCGCGAGGGCCCCACGCCAACUGCUGCCGCGUCCUUCUCCGAGAGGGAGCUGUCCCAGCCGCCCCCCUUGCUGUCGCCCCAGAAUGCCUCCCACAUCGCCCUGGGCUCCCAUCUCAGGCCCCCCUUUUUGGGGGUGCCGUCAGCUCUGUGCCAGACUCCAGGCUAUGGCUUCCUGCCCCCCGCCCAGGCGGAGAUGCUGGCCCGGCAGCAGGAGCUCCUGCGGAAGCAGAGCCUGGCUCGGCUGGAGAUGUCAGCGGAACUGCUUCGACAGAAGGAGCUGGAGAGCGCUCACCGGCCACAGCUGCUGGCGCCCGAGGCGGCUUUGCGCGCCCCAGACAGCGCGGAGGAGGUGCAGCGGCGCGGGGCGUUGCUAGUGCUGAAACAGAGCUCCGCGCCGCUGCUAGCCCUGCCUCCCCAAGGCCCGCCGGGCCCAGGGCCCCCGACUCCGCCCCGCGAGUCUGCCCGCCGAGCCCUUCGGAAAGGGGGCACCACCUCUACCCCAGCCCAGCCCAGCGAGUCUAAAGAGACAACAGGGGCUGGGCUCUGGGCUCAAGAUGGCGCAGAGGAUGAGCCCCUCAAAGACUCAGAUGGAGAGGACCUGGAGAUGGCAGUUGCUGGGAGCCAGGGCUCCACCCCGGGCCAAGUCCCCGCUGGAGGGGCCCGCAUGGAAGGGAAAGGGCCUCUCUCAGGGUCCGCCCUGCCCCCACCGCUGCCACUGGGCUUCCCCUAUACGGUUAGCCCCUACUUCCAUACAGGCACCAUGGGGGGGCUCUUCUCCGAUGGAGAGGAGGCCACAGCUCCAGAGGACAUCAGCAAGUGGACCGUGGAUGAAGUCUGCAACUUUGUGGGAGGCCUGUCGGGCUGUGCAGAGUAUACUCAGGUGUUCAGAGAACAAGGGAUUGAUGGGGAGACUCUGCCUCUGCUGACUGAAGAGCACCUGCUGACCACCAUGGGGCUGAAGUUGGGGCCUGCCCUUAAGAUCCGAGCCCAGGUGGCCAAGCGCUUGGGUCGAGUUUUCUACAUGGCCAGCUUCCCUGUGGCUCUGCCACUGCAGCCACCAACCCUGCGGGGUCCUGAAGAGCUCACCCCAGGAGAGCAGUCACCAACAGCCACCUCCCCUUAUGGAGGGAACCACCCCUGUGCAGGCCGAGCCUCCCCCAAGCAGGAGAAUGGAACUUCAACCAUGGCUCUGCUCCCUGGGGCCCCAGACCCUUCCCAACCUCUGUGCUGAGCAUGCGGGUGGGCCACUGGC
Chinchilla lanigera (long-tailed chinchilla) is the source of this 2979-nucleotide messenger RNA. RefSeq names its product sterile alpha motif domain containing 11 (gene Samd11). Gene Ontology annotation, biological process: positive regulation of transcription by RNA polymerase II. The record is from RefSeq and is a predicted model, not a curated record. NCBI's taxonomy places the organism in Eukaryota, Metazoa, Chordata, Mammalia, Rodentia, Chinchillidae. The transcript is spliced from 14 exons. The coding region runs from base 445 to 2958 and encodes 837 amino acids. Gene Ontology annotation, molecular function: protein binding; RNA polymerase II cis-regulatory region sequence-specific DNA binding; DNA-binding transcription activator activity, RNA polymerase II-specific.